Molecule: messenger RNA, 2053 nt
Organism: Micropterus salmoides (largemouth bass)
Lineage: Eukaryota; Metazoa; Chordata; Actinopteri; Centrarchiformes; Centrarchidae
Product: transcriptional repressor CTCF-like
Biological process (GO): regulation of transcription by RNA polymerase II
Cellular component (GO): nucleus
Molecular function (GO): DNA-binding transcription factor activity, RNA polymerase II-specific; RNA polymerase II transcription regulatory region sequence-specific DNA binding
Source: RefSeq, a predicted model, not a curated record
AUUGGCCGCCAUUUUGUGUUAGGCCCACUCUUCUAAAGCGGGAGAAAAUUAUUAGUCCGGCGCUCGGCACGUACGGACGGUCACCGCGGGACUGAAGGGAGCAGCCACAGACGCCGUGUAUCCAAGAGAAUAAAACGGGGAAAAGAAGCAGCCGGGAGGUGUCAGUUGGUUUGCGCCAUGGAGGGCGAAGUUGUUUCCAUCGAGACCGCUCAGACUGCUGCCCUGGCUGCUGAUGGAAAGGUCCUGCAGGAGGGUGGAGACGCCUUGAUACAAGGGGCAGCCAUAGCUGCACAGGGGGGUGUGACUGGUAACAUGGAGAUGAUGGUGAUGGACGCUCUCGAUCCAACCCUUCUGCAAAUGAAGACGGAGGUGCUGGAGGGCGGUGGCACAGUGACUGUUACUGGUGGAGAUGAGGGUCAGAUAAUCACGCUGCAGGUGGUGAAUAUGGAGGAGCAGACAGGAGCUGCGUUAGGUCUUGGGCAACUUCAGCUGGUGCAGGUACCUGUCACAACAGCAACCGUUGAGGGGCUCCAGGCCACCUUUGUUGAUGCAUCAGGAGCCAACAAGGACGCCGAGCCGGUUAUCUGUCACACUCUUCCCUUGCCCGAGGGCUUCCAGGUGGUAAAAGUGGGUGCCAAUGGUGAAGUAGAGACUGUAGAGCAGGAGGAGCUCCAGGCAGCCCACGAGGAGCUUCAAGGGACGAGGGGAGAGGAGGAGGAGGAGGAGGAGGAAGCGGAGGCAGCAGAAGUAGAAACCACUGUGCCUCAGCAAGAAGACCCAGAAUGGACCAAAGACCCAGACUACCAGCCCAUCACCACUGUCCGUAAAGGAAAGAAGGGAAAGAAGAGCCGCCUGCGAUACGGGGAGGGCGAUCGCGACAUGGACGUUUCUGUGUACGACUUUGAAGAAGAGCAGCAGGAGGGGCUGCUGUCAGAGGUGAAUGCUGAGAAGGUUGUGGGCAACAUGAAGCCACCAAAGCCCACAAAGAUCAAGAAAAAAGGUGUAAAGAAGACUUUCCAGUGUGAGCUGUGUAGCUACACCUGUCCAAGGCGCUCCAACCUGGACCGACACAUGAAGAGCCACACAGACGAGAGGCCACAUAAAUGUCACUUGUGUGGACGAGCCUUUCGUACAGUCACACUGCUGAGAAACCACCUCAAUACACACACAGGCACUCGGCCACAUAAGUGCACAGAUUGUGACAUGGCAUUUGUGACCAGCGGUGAGCUGGUGCGUCAUCGUCGUUACAAACACACACACGAGAAGCCCUUCAAGUGCUCCAUGUGCGACUAUUGCAGCGUGGAGGUGAGUAAGUUGAAAAGGCACAUCCGCUCUCACACAGGGGAGCGACCCUUCCAGUGCAGUCUGUGCAGCUAUGCCAGCAGAGACACUUACAAGCUGAAGAGACACAUGAGGACACAUUCAGGGGAGAAGCCAUACGAGUGCUACAUCUGCCAUGCCCGUUUCACACAGAGCGGCACCAUGAAGAUGCAUAUUCUGCAGAAACACACGGAGAACGUGGCCAAGUUCCACUGCCCACACUGUGAUACUGUCAUCGCACGCAAGAGUGACCUGGUUAGUGUUCACUUGCGAAAGCAGCACUCAUUUAUUGAGACGGGAAAGAAAUGCCGUUACUGUGAUGCUGUGUUUCAUGAGCGAUACGCUCUCAUCCAACACCAGAAGACUCACAAGAAUGAGAAGCGUUUCAAGUGUGACCAGUGCGACUACUGCUGCAGACAGGAACGCCACAUGGUAAUGCACAAGCGUACGCACACAGGGGAGAAGCCGUUUGCCUGCAGCCAGUGUGAGAAAACAUUCCGGCAGAAGCAGCUUCUGGACAUGCACUUCAAGCGCUACCACGAUCCCAACUUCAUCCCCACUGCCUUCGUCUGCAGCAAGUGCAACAAGACAUUCACACGCAGGAACACCAUGCUACGCCACACUGAAAACUGCAUGGGUGAAGUUGUUGAAGAAAAUGGAACUCCCACACCCAAAAAAGGUCGCCGGGGCAGGAAGAGGAAGAUGGCCAGGAGGGAUGAUGAUGGUGACACAG